AUGGACGAGCUCAGCCAGGACCCACACGCUGCCAUGUCCAUGGAGGGUUUGGGGGCUGGGGACAUGGGCUAUUGCAGCUGCAAUCCUGCCUGUUCUCUGCUCCCUCCCCUGCAGGCACUUCUCCUCUGGGACAGCCCAGUUGCAGCCUCCAUCCAAGAGCAGUACUGUGAGAGCCUGGCACCAGCCACCAACCACACGGGACCCCAGUGCAACGCCUCUGUGGACCUGAUCGGCACGUGCUGGCCCCGCAGCGCGGUGGGGCAGCUGGUGGCCCGACCCUGCCCCGAGUUCUUCUAUGGGGUGCGGUACAACACCACCAACAAUGGCUACAGGGAGUGCCUCACCAACGGGAGCUGGGCAGCACGGGUCAACUAUUCCCAGUGCCAGGAGAUCCUCAGUGAAGAGAAGAAGAGCAAGCUGCACUACCACGUCGCAGUCAUCAUCAACUACCUGGGGCACUGUGUCUCUCUGGGGGCUCUCCUGGUGGCCUUCGUGCUCUUCAUGCGCCUGCGGAGCAUCAGGUGCCUGAGGAACAUCAUCCACUGGAACCUGAUCACAGCCUUCAUCCUGCGCAACGCCACCUGGUUCGUGGUGCAGCUCACCAUGAACCCCGAGGUGCACGAGAGCAACGUGGUCUGGUGCCGUUUGGUCACUGCUGCCUACAACUACUUCCACGUCACCAACUUCUUCUGGAUGUUUGGGGAGGGCUGCUACCUGCACACGGCCAUCGUGCUCACCUACUCCACCGACAAGCUCCGCAAGUGGAUGUUCAUCUGCAUUGGCUGGUGUAUCCCCUUCCCCAUCAUCGUCGCCUGGGCCAUCGGGAAGCUCUACUACGACAACGAGAAGUGCUGGUUUGGGAAACGAGCAGGAGUUUACACUGACUACAUCUACCAAGGCCCCAUGAUCCUGGUGCUGCUGAUCAACUUCAUCUUUCUGUUCAACAUCGUCCGAAUCCUCAUGACAAAGCUCAGAGCUUCAACCACGUCAGAGACCAUCCAGUACAGGAAAGCAGUCAAGGCCACGUUGGUGCUGCUGCCCUUGUUGGGAAUCACCUACAUGCUGUUCUUUGUCAACCCAGGGGAGGAUGAGAUCUCCAGGAUUGUCUUCAUCUAUUUCAACUCCUUUCUGGAGUCCUUCCAGGGCUUCUUUGUCUCUGUCUUCUACUGCUUCCUGAACAGCGAGGUCAGAUCAGCCGUGAGGAAGCGCUGGCACCGCUGGCAGGACAAACACUCCAUCCGGGCCCGGGUGGCUCGGGCCAUGUCCAUCCCCACCUCUCCCACCCGGGUCAGCUUCCACAGCAUCAAGCAGUCCACAGCUGUCUGA
This is a messenger RNA of Chaetura pelagica (chimney swift), 1326 nucleotides long. It is a transcript of the gene CRHR1, whose product is annotated as corticotropin releasing hormone receptor 1. Gene Ontology annotation, molecular function: corticotrophin-releasing factor receptor activity; G protein-coupled peptide receptor activity; corticotropin-releasing hormone receptor activity. Gene Ontology annotation, cellular component: neuron projection; plasma membrane. The record is from RefSeq and is a predicted model, not a curated record. The transcript has 12 exons. Gene Ontology annotation, biological process: adenylate cyclase-activating G protein-coupled receptor signaling pathway; cell surface receptor signaling pathway. The coding region runs from base 1 to 1326 and encodes 441 amino acids. Lineage: Eukaryota; Metazoa; Chordata; Aves; Apodiformes; Apodidae.